AUGACUCACUCUACUCCCUAUUACCCUAAAGCAAAUGGUCAGGCUGAAGCAUCUAACAAAGUGGUCAUCAAUGUGCUCAAACGGAUGAUAGCUGAUAAACCGCGUGAUUGGCAUAAUCUUUUGUCUGAAACGUUGUGGGCUCUCCGCACUUCGAAACGAUCUGCUACAGGAACUACUCCUUUUGCUCUGACAUAUGGUCAUGAUGCCGUGCUUCUAGUAGAGAUGAGGGUCAAAGCCCUACGGGUUGCAGAGCAAAAUGGUUUGACAACCGAAGACUAUCAACAAGCCAUGCUGCAAGAACUGGAAGAACUUGAUCAUGCUCGAUUAGAUGCUUACAACAACAUUAACGCUCAAAAGCGUGCAUUGGCUCGAGCAUACAACAAACGGGUUAGGGGGAAAACUUUCGCAGAAAACGAUUUGGUAUGGAAAGCAGUCCUUCCUGAGACAUUGAAGGAUCCGCGAUAUGGGAAAUGGUCACCUAGAUGA
Argentina anserina (silverweed cinquefoil) is the source of this 486-nucleotide messenger RNA. RefSeq lists its product as uncharacterized. The record is from RefSeq and is a predicted model, not a curated record. Lineage: Eukaryota; Viridiplantae; Streptophyta; Magnoliopsida; Rosales; Rosaceae. The transcript has a single exon. Gene Ontology annotation, molecular function: nucleic acid binding. The coding region runs from base 1 to 486 and encodes 161 amino acids.